Heteronotia binoei (common prickly gecko) is the source of this 2826-nucleotide messenger RNA. RefSeq names its product protein phosphatase 1 regulatory subunit 3C (gene PPP1R3C). Gene Ontology annotation, molecular function: protein phosphatase 1 binding; glycogen binding. The transcript has 2 exons. Lineage: Eukaryota; Metazoa; Chordata; Lepidosauria; Squamata; Gekkonidae. The record is from RefSeq and is a predicted model, not a curated record. Bases 95 to 1198 code for a protein of 367 amino acids. Gene Ontology annotation, biological process: regulation of glycogen biosynthetic process. Gene Ontology annotation, cellular component: protein phosphatase type 1 complex.
AUGGCAAGGGUCGGGAACCUCUGUCCCGAGGGCUGUAUAUGGCACUUGAGAUCAUUUGGUGUGGCCCUCGGGGAUUGCUGGGCCAAACCAAGUCAUGUGGCAGCCUUUCUGGGGCUUGACUGGCCAGCGAGGAUUGUGGGGCCCAGCAGGAAUCACAGGGCCCAGAUGUACUGUGCAGCAGCCUCCUUGGGGUCUGGCUGGCCGCCCAGAAUUGCUGCAGGGCUUGGGAAAGUUACUGUCACAGUUCACAAUGAUCCAAGUUUUGGAUCCAAGGCCUCUGUCCAGUUCCAUCAUGCCUGUAGAUGUGGCCAUGAGAAUCUGUCUAGCUCGUUCUCCACCUGUGAAGAGCUUUCUCAAUCCAUUGGAUGAAUAUCGGAGAAGAAACUUUGUGGACCGAUUUAAGCCUCUUAGACCAUGCCUCCAUGUGAAACGUGAGACUGAGUCUCAGAGCAAUGACUGGAAACGCUCUGCUGGCCGAAGCAAAAAGAGAGUGGUCUUUGCAGAUUCUAAAGGUCUCUCGCUGACUGCAAUCCAUGUAUUCUCUGAAUUCCAGGAGAACCCAGCAUGGGAUCUUCAGUUUGAUAUGUUACAUCUUGAAGACAUAACAGCUGGCUUAAAAUUGCAUGAAGAAAAGAACUUGAUUCUGGGUUUCACUCAGCCGUCAGCUGAUUACUUAGACUUCCGGAACCGCUUGCAGAAGAAUUUUGUCUGUCUAGAGAACUGCACCCUCCAAGAAAGAGCUGUGUCAGGGACUGUGAAAGUGAAAAAUGUGAGUUUUGAGAAAAAGGUACAGGUCCGGAUCACCUACAACUCAUGGAAGACUUAUUCUGACAUAGAUUGCGUCUACAUGAACAAUGUAUAUGGAGACUCUGACAACGAUACCUUUUCUUUUGCUCUUGACUUGCCUCCAGCCGUUCCAAUAGAAGAAAAGAUUGAAUUUUGCAUCUAUUACCAAAGUGGAGAGCGUGACUUCUGGGACAAUAAUGACGGGAAGAACUACAAGAUUGUCCAUGCAGAAUGGAAGUCUGAUGGUGUCCAAGCACCAGCGUCACCCAAGAAAGACUGUAUGACACUCAAGUCCUCAAGGAAAGUGCAUGAAACAGGCUGUGAACAGCUCGGCAGCCCUCGGAUAUCUAAUGGCCUUUUCCCAGAAUGGCAAAGCUGGGGGAGGAUGGGAAACGCCUCUCCAUAUUGGUGAAGGAAAUAAGCUCCAGAGUUAUCUCCUGUCAGCAGUGGAACAUUAACUGGUCUCCUAGAAGGAUCUGCUGACCGCUUAAAAAACAAACCCAACUUGUUACAGCUUCAGAAAAAUCUAACUCCAUCAUGGACUUGAGAGAGAGAAUACAAAUUCAGUGACACUGUCUCCUCAUAUAGGAAGAGACUGGGUUGUUCAUAAAUGUGACUGUCACUUGCCUGAAUGAGAGAGGCUUGUUAGGAAGUAACAUUAUGUGUGUGGUGGCUUUUUUGUAAGGUAUGAUUGUUUGUAAGGGGGAUGUUGAAUACAGAGCCACAAAAAAAAAUUGUGCCUGUUAUAUAAGAUGUAGCGCAGACUGUGAGAGAUGCUGAACUCCCAAACCUGGGUCCUAAAAUCAAGGCUGGACAAAUCUUGAUAGUAACACCAUUCAUAGUUUUAGGAUUUUGGGAUAGGAGUAUCUCUCUUUCAGUGGGACUGAAGGGGAGAGAAAGAAGGGGAAGAUGUGUGAUAGCACUGUAUUAUAGGGAACAGUAAAGCUUUUUGGUGGGGGAUCUGGUGUCCCAAAUCGCAUGAAAAACUCUUCAAGAAUCUGUAAGCAGCAAGAAAAAAUGUCAAGAAAGAACAUCAGCCCUUCCAAUUCAAGUACUUCUCACAAAGAUGUGGGAGUGAAGAAGGGUUGCUAGUCUGUAGUCAGCUGCAUGACAAACAAAAAUUCAAUGGAUGUGGCUUUCCCUCAUAUAUGGACAGGCUGCACAUGUUCUGUUUGGAGAGGGUAGAGGAAAGAAGACAGGAGGCAGCAUAGGAUGGGGAUGGUGCUGAGGGAAUAGGCCUCUCAAUGGUCAUGGCUGUAGAAAUCCAUCCUGCUAGACAAUGGACUCGUUCUGCUUUCAUAACGCUUGUGAAACUGCAGUUCACAGGCAGGACAGACAGGCUAUGCCUUAAAGAAAAUACCAUAGAUUACAUAAAGAAUUUAGUUUAACAGACAGACUGCCUCUUGUAAAAUGCCUUAACCUAGAUAUUGUUGGCUAGUCUAUUGAUUUUUUGCUUUGUAAAAGUUUCUUUACCUUCCUUACCUUGCUCACUUUUGCAGAGGUUUUUAGUAAUAACUUACUCUUCAAUGGCUAGCCCUUCACAACUGUGAAAUAAACCUAAGCAAAUAAAAGUCCUUCAUAUUGAAGGGGUGAUAAUGCGGUUGUACUUUUCAAGCUAAUCAGUUUAAAAUGACAGUAUGCACCUUGCACAUAAAUAGAUAUAGGUUUUAAAAAUUCAUGCUCAGACCUCAUUAUUUUCUCCAUAGCUUUUACAGAUGCAGAAAGCUUUGUGUGUGACUUCAUAAAAAUACUAAUCUUUCCCCCAAAAGAUCACAUUUGUAAAUAAUAGCACAAAAUUUUGGACACAUAUUGUAUUGGACAAAGCAAAAUGGGAGUGCACAUGAAUCCCUAUGUUCUCUUCCUGCUUUGUAGUAGUGGUGUUUUUCUAUGGAAAUGUAAAUCACAGUGUUUGCUAUGCCAAUACUGAGAUGGAAUUUGCAUUGUAAAAAAGGGAAAAACCUCUUCCACCUGUUUUUUUUUCUACUGUAUCUCACUACUGUGUGCAUUCAUUAUUUUUAAAAUAAAUUGUGUUUUUGAUAA